This is a messenger RNA of Enterobius vermicularis (human pinworm), 600 nucleotides long. NCBI's taxonomy places the organism in Eukaryota, Metazoa, Nematoda, Chromadorea, Rhabditida, Oxyuridae. The record is from the annotation of a GenBank genome assembly.
AUGGAAAGUAUGGAAUGUACGGCAUCAUCUGCAGCGCCAGUUACUGCAAAGUCACCCUUUGCACACCUUUACAAACAAAAAGGGUUAGAUUGGAAAAGCGAGUUCAGGAAGGGAGUUAAUCGGCGUCUGCGAAACUCGCGUAAUAAUUUGGUAGAUCGGUUCCGUAAAAUGAACGUGCAGGAGAAGAAGGACUUUCUUGACUCUGUUGUUCGAGAAGAUCUCUUAGAAGGCUGGGACAAACGAAUGACUCCUGAAGAAUUAGACAGAGCUAUUGCAGAAUAUGAGGAAUUUAGAGAGGAAUUUUUACAACAGGAGUUUGACGACGUUCUAAUGGCUGAAGAAGAGUGCCUUCUGGAAGAGAUAUCGUGCCAUUUUGAUUCAAAUAGGGUUUUGUGCCCGUGUUGUAAGAAGUCUCUUCUUUCGUUCCCAGAUAAAAGGUCAUUUUCUUGCUGGAUGUGUUCAUAUUUAAUUAAACUACCUUACGACUUACCUUCACCACCUCAUCUUUUGAAGACUUUUGAAGACAUAUUUUCUGCUCACUCAGAGUGGGUUUUAUCGGAAUGUAAAUGUAAGGGCAUUUUGAAAGGGCUUCACGAUUAA